UUAUCAUAAUUGUCAUUAUGAUUUAUAACAGUUAAAUUGCCUGCGGGUGACCCUUGAGUUGGUCUUAGAGGCCUAUAAAUAGUGGCCAUUAGGGCAGCUCUUGGAAUAUACGAAAAACACACUGAAGUGUUCGGGCUGUUGUGCUGCUGCUGUAGAGUUUGAAAGCGUGCAAGCUUUAAUCUGUGCCCGAAGGAACUUAGCCCUGAACCGAAAGGUUUUUACAGAUCGAAAGAUCUUUACCUGAACUGAAAGAUUUAGCCACAUGCGCAAACAGUUGCGAAUUAGCUUUCUACAAAAUUUUGAUAAACAAGAAAGGGAUGAAGAAGGAAAAUAGAGAAUUUGACAAGGUAAAGAAAGCAUUUAUCCACUAUUUAAUUCUUACUACUGUGUAAACAAAAUCCAAUAUACGCUAUGGCCUAAAGGUAAUUGAUUGGUUAGAAAAGCUUAGUGCAAUAAGCUUAAACACAAUAAGCUUAAACACUUAAGAGCUUGCACAAUGCAUAUUUAUGUGAAAUCUAACAAAUUACUAGAGAUUUGCUUAAUUUACUUGAAUUGCAUAUUUAGGAUGAAGAGACUUGCAUAAUGCCACACAUUUAUCAUUCUUUCAUACAUGUCAGAAAGUAUAAUACUUCCUAAAAUAUUGUGUUUCAGAGUAGAAUAACAUACUUUGAUGCAUAAACUAAUUUGAACUCUUCAUUUUUCAACGGGGAAAUGAGGAAAACUUAUAUAUAGAAUUUCACAAAAAUUCUAGGUAGGUAGAUAGAUAACCAAUACAUAGUAAUCCUCUAUCCAACUCUUGGAUGGGCUUUAUAUUGGUUAAGAAAAGACAUAUUUUUGCUAACCUAAAUGCAUAGGUUCUUGCAAUUAUAUAUUAACUGUAUGUUAAUAAUUUGCAAUACUUUUGCUGUGGUAAUUUUUGUGCGCAUCAUCAAACUCCAGUAUGAAUACGCUUUGGGAUACAAUUCUCUCACAAUUUAGCUUAACGAUAUUACUCCAUAACAAUCUCAUAACGGAUUAUGUCCGUUGCAUUGUGAGGACUGUCGACUGUGCUUUCCUAUUGGGGGUAAGUUGGAGAGGUUUCUCCUGGACCAAAACCUGGACUGUCUUUUGUGCGCAAAAUUUAGAUACUUCAAAUUUGUAUACAGUAUGGAUAUAGACAGAAAAAUUGAAACUCUUCUUAAACUCAGGUUCAUGUGUAUGGUUAAUGACUAAAGCUUAGGUCCAAAUAAAAUAGAGCUAAAACAGUCUUAUUUCAGUCCUGAAGAUUCAGGCCAUUCAUCAAAUAUGACAAACUACAAGAAAUGUUUUGACUUCUAAAUGUUUUACGUGAACUCACCUCCAAGAUCAUUUCUCAAAACUUAGCCACUGUAUCUCAUCCAGAGAUUGCACCUCUGAAACUAGUAAUGUACAUUGUUCCAUCACCAGAAUAUUAUCCUCUAUUGCGGGUAUUAAGCAUUGACAUUUGAUAGAUUAUGUUGAAAUCCACUUUUUCAGGUUGCUCAUGCUCUUAAGUUUCCUUUCUAUGCUAAUUUGGAUCGUCUAGAACACAAGAAACAUAUUGAACUCUCUGAUGGGGGAAAUCUCAGGAUUCUCAAAACAUCAUAUGUUAUCAAUAAAAAAGAUGUCCUAAAGAUGGCAGUGGAAGACUUCAAUUUGUCGCAGUCUAUGUACCGCAAAGAACUGGAAUGUCUUGAGAAGUGGGUCAAAGACAAUAAGUUGGAUCGGCUUGAAUUUGCUAGGCAGAAACUAGCAUACUGCUAUCUUUCUACUGCUGCUACACUUUUUCCCCCUGAAAUGGCAGAUGCUCGCAUGUCUUGGGCAAAAAAUAGUGUGCUGACUACUGUGGUUGAUGAUUUCUUUGAUGUUGGAGGUUCAAGAGAAGAACUUUUAAACAUUAUUAUGCUGGUUGAGAGAUGGGAUGGAAUUCAUGAGAAGGAGUUCUGUUCAAAACAAGUGGAGAUCGUAUUCUCUGCUCUUUACAGUACUAUUAAUGAGCUUGGAGCCAAGGCAUCAGCGCUCCAGAAGAGGAGUGUCACACCUCAUAUAAUUGAGAUUUGGCUUAACUUGAUGAAGUCGAUGAUAAAAGAGGCCGAGUGGCUGAUGAACAAGUCAGUUCCUUCACUGGAUGAUUACAUGGAAAAUGGAUAUGUUUCAUUUGCUCUAGGACCAAUUAUUUUGCCAGCACUCUAUUUUGUUGGUCCAAAGCUUUCAGGGAGCUAUUCAAUUGGUGAAAGGUGCGUUAAAGAAUAA
This is a messenger RNA of Asparagus officinalis (garden asparagus), 2250 nucleotides long. Its product is annotated as ent-kaur-16-ene synthase, chloroplastic-like. The record is from RefSeq and is a predicted model, not a curated record. Gene Ontology annotation, molecular function: magnesium ion binding; terpene synthase activity. Gene Ontology annotation, biological process: diterpenoid biosynthetic process. Lineage: Eukaryota; Viridiplantae; Streptophyta; Magnoliopsida; Asparagales; Asparagaceae. Bases 1633 to 2250 code for a protein of 205 amino acids. The transcript has 6 exons.